This is a messenger RNA of Megalopta genalis, 2171 nucleotides long. It is a transcript of the gene Miga, whose product is annotated as mitoguardin. The record is from RefSeq and is a predicted model, not a curated record. Gene Ontology annotation, biological process: mitochondrial fusion. Lineage: Eukaryota; Metazoa; Arthropoda; Insecta; Hymenoptera; Halictidae.
ACAUAGUCGUAGGUCAUGCUUUGAAUAUUUGCCGCACAAACGAAUCCUAGUGCAGUGUUCUUUUCAAAAUUAAUGUUGCUCUUCGUCGGAGACCGUCCGUAAAUCUCUGUUUCUACAAGUUUAUAACGAAGAUAUUUACAAUGUCCGUAUUUAACGCACGGCAGUUCUUGGAUGCAUUGUAUAGACGUUACAUAAUUUCACUGCCAUCGAUAAAUUUAUCUAGAACACAAAAAAUUUUUAUUAUAUGUUUAACUGGAGGAUCAUUGCUACUGGGAGGCCUGGCACAGUUUUUGAAGAGACGGAGAAGACAUCCUCUUCCUCCUUCAAGGAGACCCUUGAGGGACUUAAAGCAAAGAUUUGCUAAUGCAAAGAAUUCUAACUUUGAUGCAGUUUCGCAAGCAUCAUGGGCAAGAAGAAGCGAAGCAAGCAGUAGGAGUCAUAUAAGCGAUCGAGUAUCGCUUAUAUCCUCUGUUCCAGGGGGUCCAGAUGGAGAUGUUAAACUCACUCCACAACAGUUUGGUGUUCUUGGCCUGGAGGCGCUGGAAAAAGCACUCUACUGCUGGGAGGAUGCCCUGACGGCGUUCAGCUCUUCGCUCAGCAAUGACACGCUCGCAUUACCAUCGAAGGCGGACGCGGCGUUCACGCACGAUGUCCAGGAGCUCCUUGACAUGGGUUAUCAAAUCCAGACCCAGGCGGAACUGCUCUUUAUCGACCAGCAGUCGGUCUUGUUCCGCAACGACAGCGAGGAGAGCCUGGACAGCCGCAAACCGUCUCACAUCGGCAGCCGGAUAUCCGGGAAAGAUAAAGCGGAUGCCGCGUCUUCGCCGGAGUCGUUCGAAUCCGCCCGGGACGGUGUGGCAGACUUGCGGGAAUUCGAGGAGUUCUCCGAGUUCUUCCCGCACAUCGAGAAACAGAAGCUCUACCACACCGCGCUGAGGCAUCACGAAGACAAAACAAUUCAGUGCAGGCGGCUGCACACGGAAUUGGUGAAAUGCGGCUCGGACGUUGAGUAUUUAGCGAAAGUGCACUGCUUGCGGCAAGCAUACACGAAAUUGUUCACUAUACCGACCGCGACGGUGUGGAUCGCCGAUAUCGGCCGACAAGUGAUUAGUGAUUUGAUCAUGUAUGCAGACAGGGAUCCGAAGGAUUACUUGGUACAUUACGAACGGAUGAUGGACUUCUUGCAAGAGCCAACCAACCACAGUAUCAUGGAGGAGGAGCUGGCGGGGAGGGGCGUGAAGUGCAUGAACUUCUACGACAUUCUUAUUGACUUUAUCCUCCUGGACGCGUUCGAAGAAGUCGAGAAACCGCCAUCAUCGAUCAAAGCUAUUUUACAGAACAGAUGGAUAUCCGCCAGUUUCCGUGAAACUGCUAUCGGGACAGCCGUUUGGUCGGUUCUUGUCGGCAAAAGGCAAAUGUUGAAGUAUGAUAAAGGAUUCUUGGCACACUUUUAUUCCAUAUCUGAACAAAUCACCCCGGUGCUUGUCUGGGGCUUCUUGGGUCCGGAAGGCAGUCUACGUUCCACUUGCCACUAUUUCAGGGAUCAGGUUGUUGAAUUCCUCGUAGAUGUAUUUAAUUUGUUUAAAGUAAGGUACACCUGCGUGGACAACCUCGCUGAAGACAUUCUCAGGGAAAUGAAGGUGAGGGUCGAGAAUAUAAAUCAAAGACUUUCAUUGGAGGGCUGUUAAUCGAGCAUAGGCGAAUAUAUUGUCGUCGUUAUACUGUCGUCUGUUUACUGUUACACAUGGAAUUAAUCGUCGAAUCUGAAAUUACCCCAAAUGCUAUACAAGAAUGCUGUUGGCUUCAUUUUGUUGAUACGCCUGCAGACAUUUCUUUAUUUGAAUAAUAUUGUAAAUAAGUCUAUUAUUUUGAUGAUGGUUUGAACUAUCAUUUGUUGUGGUCCACCCAAAUAUCUCCUUUAUUUAAAAUAAUUUAAUUGACAGAUGACAUUGUCCGCAGUAUUACUAAAUGUAUAUCGAAAUGUACAUUGAUACUUCAUAAAUAAUAAUAGAAACUAUCCGGUUUCGUUAAGCUUUCGUUUAAAAAUUAAUUUUUAACUUCUUACAUUGUUAGAAUUGAAGGAGAUAUUUAGGUAAGUCACACUGUAUGUAACAUUGAUAUGAUGUCGAUUUAAAACGAUCAAAAAAUAAUUUAAGCAUAAUUAUUUAUAA